Ambispora gerdemannii is the source of this 284-nucleotide messenger RNA. Lineage: Eukaryota; Fungi; Glomeromycota; Glomeromycetes; Archaeosporales; Ambisporaceae. The record is from the annotation of a GenBank genome assembly.
AUGCAAAGAUUGCACGUGCUCAAGCAGCGAAUAAAGAAAUCAAGAUUCACAAGGCCCAAAGAUUUGAUUCUAUUACCUUUUAACAAUUCGGCAUUGGAUUUAGAUAAAAGAUUUUUUGAAGACUUUAGUAUCCCACAGGAAGAGAAAACUAUAAAUCCUAAUAAGUCAGGUGAUUCCUUUCGAAUUGGCAUGAGAUUUACUCGCAAGACAAUGAAAUUAUAUGUUGAUUUUUAUUCAACCGAUAUGCCGAUAUUAUUAUUGGGUAUUAUAAUUGGGCCUGAAGG